AUGACUCUUUUACCCUUACCAUUCAUGCUCUUCCUUCUCACCUCACUACCCUUUUCUGUAAUUUCGCAGCUCGACGAACGGUCAACACUUCUUAACCUGAAACGCAGUCUCGGAGACCCACCGUCUCUCCGCCUAUGGAACAACACAUCUUCCCCGUGCGACUGGUCGGAGAUUACCUGCGUCGCCGGAAACGUCACCGGGAUAAGUUUAAGGAACCAGACCAUCGCCGCAACGGUUCCGACCAAUAUAUGCGAUUUCCCAAACCUGGAAACUCUCGACUUGUCGUCUAAUCGAUUCUCCGGAAACUUUCCGACCGUUCUCUACAACUGCACCAAGCUUCGAGAUCUCGAUCUCUCCCAGAACAACUUCAACGGCACGCUUCCCGCCGACAUCGACCGUCUAUCACAACAACUCGAGAUUCUCGACCUCAGUUCUAACUCCUUCUCCGGCGAAAUCCCACCGGAGAUCGGGAACCUAAAGUUCAGAACGCUUAACUUGUCCUCAAACAUGCUCAUCGGAGAAUUACCGGACCAACUUGAUAACCUUGCGUACGAGACAAGUUUCUUGAACAACACCAAUCUCUGCGCAGACAAACCCGUUGUUAAGUUGCAGGAUUGUCGGAAAGGGCUCCGGAAAUCAAGACGGUUGCCUGGGGCAAUCUUCGCCAUCAUUGUAGUCAUCGGUGCUCUGAUCCUCGCCGUCACUCUGGUUCUGACGUUCAUUGCGAUCCAUGUGUAUAGCUUAGGUGUAGUUUUGUUAGAGCUGGUGACCGGAAGAGAAGGAAACAACGGAGAUGAACAUACAAACUUGGCAGAUUGGUCAUGGAGACAUUACCAAUCUAAGAAACCGAUCACAGAGGCUUUUGAUGAGGACAUCAAAGAUGCUUCUAACACGGAGGAGAUGACAACAAUGUUUAAGAUAGGUCUAAUGUGUACUACACAUUGCCUAGUCACAUGCCUUCCAAAAGAGAUCUUUUAUUCUUUUAUGUUCUUCGCCAACAAGGACUUGAGGCGACAAAAAGGACUGCAACAGAGGCAUCUGUGGCACUUUUACUGGUUAGUUUAUCUGGUCGGAGGACAAGUAAAAGGGUAG
This is a messenger RNA of Raphanus sativus (radish), 1092 nucleotides long. Its product is annotated as receptor-like protein 52. Gene Ontology annotation, molecular function: protein binding. The coding region runs from base 1 to 1092 and encodes 363 amino acids. NCBI's taxonomy places the organism in Eukaryota, Viridiplantae, Streptophyta, Magnoliopsida, Brassicales, Brassicaceae. The record is from RefSeq and is a predicted model, not a curated record. The transcript is spliced from 2 exons.